Trichosurus vulpecula (common brushtail) is the source of this 1224-nucleotide messenger RNA. It is a transcript of the gene RNF212, whose product is annotated as ring finger protein 212. The record is from RefSeq and is a predicted model, not a curated record. Gene Ontology annotation, biological process: homologous chromosome pairing at meiosis; reciprocal meiotic recombination; protein sumoylation. NCBI's taxonomy places the organism in Eukaryota, Metazoa, Chordata, Mammalia, Diprotodontia, Phalangeridae. Gene Ontology annotation, molecular function: SUMO transferase activity. Gene Ontology annotation, cellular component: synaptonemal complex.
AUGAUACUGAACAGCUGUUUAAUAUCUUUCUCCCAAACUGGGCGGGGCGGGGGGCCCAUCGUCAGCCCUUCCCAGCUCAACACCCACCCCCUUCGUUCUGCAGUGGUAACGUCCCAAUCUCUUCUCUCUCCCACUGGGAAGGGGAGGUGGUCAGUAGUGCGCAGGCGCCGCAGAGGCUCGCGCCUCUUUCCCUCCCUUUGUCCAGAGUCGGGACGCCAUUGGCUACUGUGUUGUUGCCGAGGCCUCAGACCGCGGCUUUCAGACAUGGCUGUCCGGAUGUUCUGCAACCGCUGCUUCCAGCCUCCCGGCAAGUCUUCUUCACAGUUCAGCCUGACGAGUUGCGGCCACGUGUUCUGCCAUAUCUGCCUCCAGCAAGGUAGAAAGGAAGAAUGUUUGAUUUGUCGCACUCCUUGCCGUAUAAUUUUACUUUCAAAACAAACUGAUUUUAAUAUUCAGGCAUUCUUUAUGGGAAUAGAUGGAUUAUGCAAAAAAUAUUCAAAAGAAACAUCACAGAUUUUAGAAUUUCAAGAAAAACACAGGAGGAGGUUGUUAACAUUCUAUAGAGAAAAGAUUUCAAAAUUAGAAGAAUCUCUUAAAACGUUAACAGAGCAGAUACAUCAGAUUCAAAGUAAGGGGCCAUCUCAACAAACUGUGCAAUUACCUGUUUCUAAGCCAUUCAAAAACUCAGUUUCAAGUAAGUAUGCAAAACCGGUUGGAUAUUCAUCAUAUUCAUUCUUGCCAGCUUAUUCAUCAACUUCCCAAAUAGUGGAGUCAAUGGACACUGAUCUUUCACCUUCCCCAAUGAGAAAACUUGAGAUGGCAGCAGGCCCUGCAAGGCUCUCACUGAUCAGUCCGCCUCAAGAUGGACGUAUGGGUACUGUUUCUUACCGAGGGCCCCAGCUAGUUGGAUUUACCUCAAGUCAGAAUAGCAUAUCAAGGACGCCACCAUCACAGAUUUCUUAUAAUGGACCUUCACAUGUUCUGUCAUCCUCCUUGCAAAGUAGAAUAGGAAUGUGGGAUACUUCUGGCUUCAGAAUUCCUCAGUUUACACCUCCUCCGUCUCAGUCUUCAGUGCCAAGACAGCCAAUUAGCAUAUCUAAUCUUCUACAGAGGCAAUGUUUAGGAUCUACUCUUCUUGGAGGAAACACACUAGGAAGAUGAUUGUGGUUUUUGUGAUGAUUGCUCUCCAUUAAUUUUCAGGUGGAUCCCUCUAUCAACGUUUGU